Messenger RNA from Ylistrum balloti, 462 nucleotides. Its product is annotated as U-scoloptoxin(05)-Er1a-like. NCBI's taxonomy places the organism in Eukaryota, Metazoa, Mollusca, Bivalvia, Pectinida, Pectinidae. The transcript has 3 exons. The record is from RefSeq and is a predicted model, not a curated record. Bases 1 to 462 code for a protein of 153 amino acids.
AUGGAGACGUAUACGUGUGGAUGUAUAUUGUUUUUACUGUGGACGUGUUUAACAUAUAGUCAAGCUCGUUUGUGUUAUACCUGCGGAUACAACAAACCAACAGACGGAACAAUAGGGAUCAAUUGUGUGAACGAAACAUCCAAACUUUUUAAUCGUCAAACGAAGUGUUCCGACGACCGUGUGUGUACCUUCGAUGUCCAGUUCAACCGAGAUACCAACGAACUAGUGUCGGUUAAUCGGAACUGUCUGCCGUUCACCGCGCCCCGUUCUAACCAGUGUGUAGACGACUGGUCACACAGACAGUGUACAUACUCAUGUAGUACGGACUUGUGUAACAACAUGACAGCCGCGGAACUAAACAACAUUUAUGGAGGAGGGGGAGUGAACUCAGCACAUCCCUUGGUCCAAGUUGUCUCCCUUGUUUAUAGUAUCCUCGCAGUCUGCGUUGUUUGGGUGCUAUAG